AUGGCACACUCCGUAGUGUUGCCUGGGCCUGCGGCCCCCAGUCCCUCCCCUCCCCCCCUCCUCGACGCCUCUUCGCCUGGUGCUGCCCAAGCCCUGACCUUGCCUACACCGAAACAAACACGUCGUCAAUGUCCCUCAUCAUCUAUGUUGUUGUACACGUUCCGUAUGCAUGGCGCACCUUGCUCUCCCAACAGUUACCAGACUGCCGUGGCUCUUUCCGACUCAGGCUCGGGCUCCAUAUCCACCUCGCCCAGCUCCAACGCUUCGUCGGCGCUAGCUUACUCCUACGCUACCUUCCCAUCGAGUGUGGCUCCUUCCUACUCGAGCCAUUAUCCCCUAGCAAAUUACUCCAACUUCAGCACUGGUUAUCAAACCAUGUCGUCAAAUCGACGAAUGUCCGCACUAAACGAUGUUUCGUCGUCGUCAAUGUUACCUCCGGCUAGAUCACCAGGGCUAGGUCAUUCUGUGUCACCGUCCAUGGGUGGUGUGUCGACCCGGGAUAAUUAUACCACAGGCGCGCCUGGUUUGCAUAGACAUUCACAUGCUCUCUCUCCUCGGUCAGAUCUUUCUCGCUACAGCUCGUUACCAGAAACUCCCAGAGUACUUCCUACCAGCAUGCCAAUAUCCACUUAUGGCAGCUACUCGAAUGGCAACUAUGGACAACAUUCGAACUCGCCCGAAACACCCCCUUUUAACGCCCAAGAGACCUUCGGGACAAUAACCUGCGAAGGCGGGACAGUGACACCUGCGAUUGAUGCUAAAGUCGAAAAAGGCUUCUUCUACUCAGGGGACGAGGUGUGGACCUGUUACCGCAGAAAUUACUUCUCGGUCAACGUGUCCUUCGGGCUCACACCAUGGACUCCGAACGGUCGUUUGUAUUAUGAUCCAGGAAAUGGUAAACCAGUUGAACAAAUUCAAUCCAUGGCCGUUUCCCUUACUGCAGCUGUAGACGGUGCAGCCGGGAAGAACAUCGAGCUCAUACAGCAUACACCCAAACGCGACAAGGGACCUCAACUUACCAUGAAGAAGGAGCUGCUUGCACCAACACCGCCGGGCAAGAGUCACGACCAUGGUGGGUAUGGCCUGAACAGCUUUCAUCAAACUUCCUCAGCACCCGGCCCGGCCCUGCCUCUACAGAAUGAGGACUCCACACAGCAGUACGCCCCCACAAGUCACUCGAGUAGUAACUACCAGCAUUCGUUCGAGCGAAUACAAUUCAAGAACGCCACUGCAAACAAUGGCAAACGAAGGGCCCAACAACAAUACUAUCAUCUCAUCAUCGAGUUGUGGGCGAACAUUCAGAAUCCACGGGACUCUGACCCGAAAUGGGUCAAGAUUGCGGCCCGUUCAUCAAGUCCAGUCGUUGUUCGGGGAAGAUCUCCUAGUCACUACCAGAAUGAAGGUCCCCAAAAUCCUGGUACAUCGAGGGGUGCUCCAGGUUCUGGGUGUGGUGGUGGUCAUCAUGGGCUUGGUUCCAGCGGCAGGGCGUCGUUCGGGGGCUAUGGUACCAGCCUUUCAGGGGGAGGAGCAACGGGCAUGGGCAACAGUAUGUAUCGAGGAAAUACAUAUUCCCUCGACCCAAGCCCAGUGGGCAGCCAUUCAGUCAGUUCGGCCAGCUCCUUGAGUGGAGGCCCGGUUGAGGGUCUUGUGGGUGAUCAGCACAUGGUCGACGAUGAAGAUUCCAAGAUGAUGGAUGCCCCGCAAGACUACUCGUACUACCCCACUCCCAUCUACGACAGUAUACCUGCGAAGCUCGAAAGCACCCUUCCCCUGCCGGAUCGCAGAAUAAAAAAUGAGUGCUCGGGACAUAAUGGAGGUUGGCAAGUAGGGGGAUGUGGCAGAUUUCAAGGUAUGGAGACCAGCCGUGGUUACUACCAUGAUGUGCAAAGCCACGCGACCUAUUGA
Messenger RNA from Plenodomus lingam JN3, 1905 nucleotides. RefSeq lists its product as uncharacterized. Gene Ontology annotation, molecular function: DNA binding; DNA-binding transcription factor activity. The record is from RefSeq and is a predicted model, not a curated record. Gene Ontology annotation, biological process: positive regulation of transcription by RNA polymerase II; meiotic cell cycle. NCBI's taxonomy places the organism in Eukaryota, Fungi, Ascomycota, Dothideomycetes, Pleosporales, Leptosphaeriaceae. Gene Ontology annotation, cellular component: nuclear chromosome.